Vavraia culicis subsp. floridensis is the source of this 2028-nucleotide messenger RNA. RefSeq lists its product as uncharacterized. The coding region runs from base 1 to 1920 and encodes 639 amino acids. The transcript has a single exon. NCBI's taxonomy places the organism in Eukaryota, Fungi, Microsporidia, Pleistophoridae. The record is from RefSeq and is a predicted model, not a curated record. Gene Ontology annotation, biological process: double-strand break repair via break-induced replication; DNA replication; DNA replication initiation. Gene Ontology annotation, molecular function: single-stranded DNA helicase activity; 3'-5' DNA helicase activity; ATP binding. Gene Ontology annotation, cellular component: nucleus; MCM complex.
AUGUCAUACCAAGACAAUACCGUGACAUCAGCGGACCUUCUCUCAAGCGAUGUGCCCAUGGACAAAGAGGAGGUCAAAAAGCAGUUUCAAGUGUUCUUGUCGAGUUUCUCAAUAAAUAACCAGUACAUAUACAGGAACAGAAAAACUGUACAGCUAGCUCAUCUGGCAGUGUUUGACCAGGCUUUGUACAACAAAUUUCUGGCAAGACCAAGAGAAUUUGUUGAUCUUGUUGAUGGCUACGAGUUUGUAAGCGAAAAAUCCUUCGAUUUAAUACGCAGUUUGGACGCAAGCAAGGCUAACAGGAUUGUACGGGUGCGUGGUAUCGUAACAAGUGUGAGCAAUGUGCAUGCAAAGCCUUUAACGCUGUAUUUAACAUGUAAGAGCUGUUUGGUUGUUAAGGAAGUGGUGGACGUGAUACCGCGAAGCUGUCCGAAUGGUUGCAUGUUUGAGCCAUUUAUCAUAGUGCCGGAGAAAAGCAGGGUGGUGGACACACAAUCACUGAAGGUGCAGGAAGACUUUGAUGAUGUGCCAAGCAACGAAAUACCGAGGCAUUGUACGGCUGUUGUAAACAAUGCGUUGUGUAGCUGUGAGCUGGUGCCUGGCAGCAACAUCGUUUUCACAGGGAUACUGCUGGUCAAGAGUUCUAGAACAGGUUCCAUUCCGUUCAUACGAAUUAUAGGAAUUGAAAAGGACGUGGCAAAACAGAAGAGCUUUACAGAAGAGGAAAUUCACAGGUUCAAAUCGUUCCAUUUCUUUGAUAACCUGCAGAAGAUCAUUGCACCGAACAUAGCGGGACACGAUGAUGUUAAGAAAGCGAUCGCAUGUCUACUGUUUGGUGGUACCAGGCGUGUUAAAAACGGUGUAGCUCUGCGAGGAGACAUAAAUGUUCUUUUGCUUGGCGAUCCCGGUGUUGCCAAGAGUCAAAUGCUCAAGUUCACAUCUCAGAUUGCGCCCAUUUCGGUUUAUACGUCUGGAAAAGGAAGCAGUGCGGCUGGUCUUACGGCGACCGUGGUGCGUAGCUCGACAGGUGAGUACACGCUCGAGGGUGGUGCGCUGGUUCUGAGUGACAUGGGUGUGUGCUGCAUCGACGAGUUUGACAAAAUGGAUGAGUUUGAUCGGGUGGCGAUUCACGAGGCAAUGGAACAGCAGACCGUGUCGAUAGCUAAAGCAGGGAUCACAACGGUUCUUAAUACACGAGCAGCUGUACUCGCAGCAGCAAAUCCGAAAUUUGGUCGAUACGAUGAUCUGAAAGCACCAGCAGAGAAUAUCGAGUUCGGGAGCACGAUCCUCUCUCGCUUUGAUUGCAUAUUCAUACUUAAAGAUGAGAAGCGAAUGGAUCGGGACAUUGCACUGGCCAAGCAUAUUCUUGACGUGAAUACAAAUGUGAGUAUUGAUGGCACGCAGUACGACACAGAAUUUAUAAAACGAUACAUAACGUAUGCUAAAUCGAUAUCACCUGAGCUGGACGCGCAGGCAAAGCUGAGGAUCAAAAACUUCUACAUCAAGGCGCGACAGGCCGUGCAUUCCCACAGCAAAAAAGAAUGUUCUAUUCCGAUCACGGUUCGUCAGUUGGAGGCCGUAAUAAGAAUAAGCGAGGCGUUCGCAAGAAUGUCCCUGAGUACAAGGGUGUUACCAGAGCAUGUAGAUGAGGCUAUCCACCUUUUCCGCGUGUCCACAAUGAAUGCGGUCAAUGAUGGGCAUUAUCUUGAUGGAAUGCUCCGUUCUGAUGUGAUGUCGAAGGUGCGAACCAUGGCGGACCGUAUCCUGAAAAUGCUAAGCAUUGGAAACGCGCAUAGCAUUGCAGCGCUUGCCGAGCAUUUUGGCGAGAAGGACGUUGUUGGACAGGCUGUUACUUACUUGGUACGAAAGGAUAAAUUGGCAUUACGAGACAGAGGACGAGUUGUUAUUAGGAUGCCGUGAUUGCUUUAUUAUUUAGUGGGAAAAUGUUCUAGAACAGCAAUACGGUUUGCAUAAAUGGUUAAGCAUAAUCUACAGUUAAAAUAAAUUAUGGAGUCUUUGAACAGUUUU